CGCGCCAGGUGCCAUCAAGUGCUCAUCCUAUCGGAAGCUUUACGUUGGGAAAAUAGCGGCAUUUCAGCGGAUUUUAUGAGGAUAUUGCCCUUUUUAGCCCAGGAUUCUUGGAGGGAAUAUAGCUGUGGUCAAAGACUAAAGCACACAGUAAUACAUUCAAGAUGACGGACGAGGACCUUCUGUUUGAUGAUGUCUAUGAACUCUGUGAAAUCAUUGGAAAGGGGCCGUUCAGUGAGGUAAGGCGAUGCAUCCAUCGGGAGACCAACCAACAGUUUGCCGUGAAGAUCGUGGAUGUGGCCAAGUUCACCUCCAGUCCCGGGCUCAGCACAGAAGAUCUGAAGAGAGAGGCCAGUAUAUGCCACAUGCUGAAGCACCCCCACAUCGUGGAGUUACUGGAAACCUACAGCUCAGAUGGGCUGCUCUACAUGGUCUUUGAAUAUAUGGAAGGCGCCGAUCUGUGCUUUGAGAUUGUGAAACGUGCCAACUCGGGAUUCAUCUACAGUGAGGCCGUUGCCAGCCACUACUUGCGUCAGAUCCUGGAAGCUCUACGUUACUGCCAUGACAAUGACAUCAUUCACAGAGACAUCAAGCCCCAUUGUGUGUUGCUGGCUACCAAGGAGAAUUGCCCGGUCAAGCUGGGAGGAUUCGGCAUCGCCAUCCAGCUGCCUGAAUCGCACCUCAUUGCCGGAGGUCGCAUCGGCACGCCCCACUUCAUGGCCCCCGAGGUAGUCAAGCGAGAACCCUACGGCAAACCCAUCGACAUCUGGGGCUGCGGGGUCAUGACCUUCAUCCUCCUCAGCGGUUCCCUGCCGUUCUUUGGGACCAAGGAGCACCUGUUUGACAUGAUUGUCAAGGGCAGAUACUACAUGAAGCCCAGACAGUGGGACCACAUCUCAGAACCGGCCAAGGACCUGAUCCGACGGAUGCUGCGCGUGGACCCCAAGGAUCGCAUCACGGUGGAGCAGGCCCUUAGCCAUCCAUGGCUCAUAGAUAGAGAUCGAGUGACGCCCAAGGUUCAUCUGCAAGAAUCGGUGGAGGAACUGAAGAGGUUCAACUCUCGGCGUAAACUCAAGGGUGCCGUUUUAGCAGCAGUGGCCAGCGCCAAGUUCACCAGUUUCUACAGCGAUCCCAACACCAAACACAUCACAGACUUUGCGGACGAAGACCCAACAUCAUCAGGUGCCGUUGCCCAGGUCCUGGACAGUCUGGAGGAGAUCCAGUGCCUGACAGACUGCGACGAGAAAGAUCUGGACUUCCUGCACGGAAUCUUUGAGGACAACCAGCUCCACUCUCUACUCAACCUCUACGACAAGAUCAACACCAAGUCCAGCGAGCAGAUGCCUAACAAGAAGGACAUCCCUUCAGACAGCGUCCAGAGAUCCAAAGACAUAUUGGAGUUGCUACAGAGGAGCCCUCAAGACAGCCAAGAAAGCUAUGAACUCCAGGCUAUCCUCGCAGAACCGCACUUCAGGGCAUUGCUACAAGCGCACGACGUGGUCGCCCACGAGGUCUACAGCGAUGCGGCCAUCCGCGUGACUCCUCCCCCGACGUCGCCUUUCCUGAACGGCCGCGAGGAGAUGCAGUCCCCCAACGGGGACGUGGAGCCCAUGGACUCCGUCACCCGGGUCCGACUGGUGCAGUUCCAGAAAAACUCGGACGAGCCUCUGGGCAUCACCCUGAAGAUGAACGACGACCGCCGGUGUAUCGUGGCCCGCAUCAUGCACGGCGGCAUGAUCCACCGGCAGGCCACGCUACACGUCGGCGACGAGAUCCGUGAGAUCAACAACGUCUCGGUGGCCAACCAGACCGUGGAGAACCUGCAGCGGAUGCUUAGAGAGCUCCGCGGGAGCAUCACGUUCAAGAUCGUGCCCAGCUACAGAAACGCACCCCAGCCUUGUGAGAUUUACGUGCGAGCCCAGUUUGAGUAUGACCCAGGUCAGGACGACCUGAUCCCCUGCCAGCAAGCCGGCAUGAGCUUCCGGUGCGGCGACAUCCUACAGAUCAUCAGCAAAGACGACCACAACUGGUGGCAGGCCCGGAAGGAAGGGGAACCGCUCAACGGGACAGCGGGACUGAUCCCAUCACCGGAGCUACAAGAAUGGAGAGUAGCCUGUUUAGCCAUUGAGAGAGCCAAGAAGGAGCAGCAGGCAUCGUGUACGUGGUUCGGUCGACGGAAGAAACAGUACCGAGACAAGUACCUCGCCAAGCACAACGCGGUGUUUGAUCAACUUGAUCUGGUUACAUAUGAGGAGGUGGUCCGCUUGCCUGCCUUCAUGAGGAAAACACUCGUACUUCUCGGUGCCCACGGUGUAGGUAGGAGACACAUCAAGAACACGUUAAUCACAAGUCAUCCAGACAAGUACGCCUACCCCAUCCCACACACGACACGGCCAUGCAAGAAAGACGAAGAGAACGGCAAGAAUUACUACUUUGUCUCCCACGAGGAAAUGAUGACGGACAUCGCGACCAAUAAGUACCUGGAGUACGGCACCCACGAGGACGCCAUGUACGGCACCAAGCUGGACACCAUACGCAAGAUCCACACGCAAGGACUGAUCGCAAUCUUAGAUGUUGAGCCCCAGGCACUGAAAGUGCUCCGCUGUGCCGAGUUUGCCCCGUUUGUGGUCUUCAUUGCUGCGCCUACCAUCACCGGAAUGAACGACAUGCACGACAACGGUCUGGAGAGGCUAGGCAAAGAGUCGGAGCUCCUGCGCCAGGCCUACGGUCACUUCUUCGACCUGACCAUCGUCAACAACGACAUCGAGGAGACCAUCCGCACGCUGGAGCAAGCCAUGGAGGAGAUCUGCACCACGCCGCAGUGGGUACCGGUCAGUUGGGUUUACUGACAAUGAAAGAACCACCAUUGGGUUUUACCGGCCACAAUGGGACAGCGAUUCCGGUCAGACGUGAAAUCAAACGCUGGUUGUAGAUUUAAAAAGGAAAAAAACAACAAAAACGUACGACCGGCUGUGAUUCACCAUUGAAAUCAUUUAGUGGGAGGUCGUUGGCGUGGCAGCGGGUCACGCAACAGCAACGACCUCAGCCAGUCAUCACGACAAAUGGGUGGCUCAGUUGCUGUUUGCGAUGCGUUAUCUCUAGCCAAAGAUCUUGCAUAAUAAUUUAGAUGGUGAAUCUGCUCCUGGUUUUUUUUUUCAAUUGGCGUUUUUAUACUCCUAUGUUAACCUUCACUGAACUCACAGGGGUAGAAAAAGAAUCUUAUCGAGUAAUUUUUUGGGCAUAACGGAAUUUUUUUUUCCUAGCAGCUAUCCAAAUCAUUCGUUGCUUUUUGCUAAUUAUAUGUUGGCCGAGAUUUGUGGAACAGGUUUUUUUCAGGAAUUUUGGAACCACAAGAAGUGUAUAAAACAGCAUGGAGGAAUGUAUGGUCAUUAAAAAGCAAGGAAAUAAAAUGUUUUCGGAUGAACUCAAAAGUCGAGGCUUUUUUUAGUGUCUUGACAUCGCAGUUUAUGGAUUUUCGAAUCAUGACUAUAAAUCUCAACUGCAUUUAAUGUCUGCAAAGGUUUGAUGAAAAGAGAGUUGUUUCAUCACAUGCUCUCUGACUGUGUAUUGCCAUGACUGUUUUUCAGUAAUAUAUCUUUUUGUAACAGUAGAUAAAAUUUGUUAAAAAUAUGAAGUGGUCAAUAAGUGAAAGAAAAAUAAAUAUAUUUGAAAAUGAGCAUUCAACUUUUUCUUUCACCUUGGAAUUUUUUUUGGGGGGGGGGGGUGGGAGGCAUGUAUGUAUUUGUAUUAAUUUUUUUUUUUUGUGCUGCAUUGUUUUAAAUUUCUUUAUAACCUAACUCCGUUAUUUUCCUCAUUUUGUAAAGUAUCGCUUAUUGCCAUAAUAAAAUCAGAAAUUCUUAGAACUUGCGUUUUUCGUUACGAUUUUUUGUGUACAUAUUCAGAUCGAUUGGAGCGAUAAUCAGCAUUGCCGUCUUAUGAAAAAGAAAAAGUUGGAAAGCAUUUUUCUUAUUUUAAAAAGUGUAAAAUUUGAGCUGAGUUGAUGAGAAACGCAUUUUUGUGCUAACUAUUCAGAAAAGAAAGAAUGAAGGUUUUUUUAUCAUUGCAAGAGACAAUUUUUUUUUUUUUUUUUUUAGUUUUUUUUUUAGUUUUUUUUUUGAAUUUUUUUUUUUUUUUUUAAAUUGGCUCCAUCGCAUCUCCGCGGGGAAAUUGCUGAUCUUUGUUUCGUUGCUGGUAAAGCAGUUAUAUGCAAUAUGAUCUACACGUGUGCAUGGUGUGUGCUCGCAAAACCGCCUGGAGUGGAAUCGAAUCUUAGCUGACACGGCCGAGUCGCGCUCCAUAACGAGGAAAAUAAAUUGCGUUAUUAGAUAAUAAA
Messenger RNA from Patiria miniata (bat star), 4330 nucleotides. RefSeq names its product peripheral plasma membrane protein CASK-like. Gene Ontology annotation, cellular component: plasma membrane; cell-cell junction. Gene Ontology annotation, biological process: protein phosphorylation; regulation of neurotransmitter secretion. Gene Ontology annotation, molecular function: protein kinase activity; signaling receptor binding; ATP binding. The record is from RefSeq and is a predicted model, not a curated record. Lineage: Eukaryota; Metazoa; Echinodermata; Asteroidea; Valvatida; Asterinidae.